Messenger RNA from Melanaphis sacchari, 4056 nucleotides. RefSeq names its product run domain Beclin-1-interacting and cysteine-rich domain-containing protein (gene Rubicon). NCBI's taxonomy places the organism in Eukaryota, Metazoa, Arthropoda, Insecta, Hemiptera, Aphididae. Gene Ontology annotation, cellular component: intracellular membrane-bounded organelle. The record is from RefSeq and is a predicted model, not a curated record. Gene Ontology annotation, molecular function: phosphatidylinositol phosphate binding. The transcript has 11 exons. The coding region runs from base 234 to 2810 and encodes 858 amino acids.
GUUAAUGUAUGUUAAACACGUCGUAUAUGUAUCAAAAUAAAUCGUCUACCUACUAUAUUUAUUAAUUUAUUUUUAUUAUUUAACUUAAAUGAACUAUAGUUACAGACUGACACCAAAUACUCAUUAUUCAUUGUUUCUGUAAAUAUUUUCGCGAUUAAUCAAAUAGACGUAUACAAUUAUUUUUAAUGUUUCGUAAAGUGUAUACUUGUAAUUUCAUCGAAAUAUUCAAAUAGAUGGAAGAACUGUCUGCAAUACUAGAUAAUCUGAAAUCGACAGUAGAAUGUUUGUCCAUGUCAGCUCAAACCAAUACUUGGGAAGUAUGUGGUGGUUUAGAUCGACUACAUUCAAUCAUGAUGAAAAUUUUUAGCCAUGGAUGUUUGACAAUAAAUUCAAAUGCUGAAGAUGCUAUUUGGCAUUUUAUUCAAGGAAUCAAUUGGUUGCACCCAACAAUAGCAUCAUGCACAUUUUCUAGAAAUACAUGCUUUAAAAACAAACAUUUGGAUAGAUCAUCAUUAUGGAUAUAUAAAAGUCUUGAAAAUCAUUCACUAUCUGAAAAACUUGGAUUAUUGUUAUCUGACAAAGAUCAUCUGUAUAAAUGUUAUAAGCCAGAAGCUUUUUUAUGUCAAAAAGAGUAUAGUGAUGCUGCAUUAUUAUGCUUAAGAGUCGUUGAACUGAAUCAACCAUCUUUAUUACUGGAAAUCAAUCCUAAAUUAUAUUUAAAUUAUUCAUCUAAAAAUGAACAUUGUACUACCUUACCAAAAUCAUUCUAUAAGCAAACACAAAGUAAAUAUUUCAAACAAUUGGGUUCAUUGACAAAUAUUUUGACUUAUAAAUCCUCUGAAAACAUCAAUGAAUAUAAUAUGAAUACUGGACAUAAUAACGAUCAACCUAAGCAUAAAAUUAAACACUUGUCUAAAAGACAAUGCUAUAAAAGUUGGCCAGAUAUUUAUAAGACAUUUGAUCAACUAAAACUCAGACAGUCAUUGAGUUUUGACACAUUACAAACAUCUGACUACUCAUUAGAUCAUACUCAUAAGGCUGCAACAAUAGAAAAUACAACACAGGUUUUGCUCCCAAAGUUAUUGGAUGUAAAUUAUGAACAGCUUCUUAACGAUAAUGAAAAUUCAAACAAAAAUCAAACAUUGAAAAAUAGUGAUUUACCCAAACGAACCAAACGACGAUCAAAGUUGUUUACACUCCCAUUAAAAAUAUUAGAAGAAUCUGAUGACGACACACGGAGCAAUAUCUCUGAUGGAUCCAGAACUUUAAUACCUUAUGAUGAAUUUCCUCAUUCAAAGUAUGUGGGAACAUUUGGAUUAGUAUCUUCAUAUUUUCCCGAUCAAGAUUUGUUCAAGUUUUUAUCUUCUGGACAGUUUCUUCAAGCCAAUGCUGAACUUGAUCGUGAAAAUGCACAUUUCAAAAUUUCUGAAGCAAUCAUUGGUACAAUUGAACAAAUUAAAUGCCAUCAAAAAUUGAAAUUCACUGACGAGGUGAUCGAUGAGAGCGACGAAGAAAUAAACCGGUUAAAACACAGAAUUCGUUGCCGGCGUAGACAGAAGUUACAGAUCGAACAAACGCCGAUGGCCGGCACGUCAUCUUCCGAUUGCUUGACUGAAUCUACGAUGAGUUCCCUGACGUCUUCUUACUGCUCAACCACAUCUAGCGUGUCCACCGCGGACGAUAUGGACGAUUUCGAGUUAGACGAUGACAGCAUCUGUUCAUCUAUGUUCUCUGUAUGCAGUUCGUCGGCUGGCUCAUCGUCGUACUCUAAUAUAGACCGAACGCGAUCAGCCAGCGUGUGUUCGACGGUCACUGCAGAAAGCGUUGCGCGGUCAUUGAUCCGUCAGAUCAGCCAAAAGAACAAUUGGCCCGUUAACGUCAAUGUCCAGUGGCUAAUAUCAGAAAAUGAUGUCCCACAACAGAUCUUACCUUUGCCAUCGAGCUGGCCCGUCAACCCGUAUGAGCCCACCGAUGAUCGUUCAGAUGCUUCGUCUCGUUUGCGAGGCACUAGUGAUUGGGCGCCACCACGACCGCAAAUAAUAUUCACUAGUCAUCCGUCGCCAAUUAGGAAAAACAUAAUGGAAUUACAAGGUUAUAGAUGUGCGGGCUGUAGUAUGAAAGUGGCAGUAAAGUACGCUUCGAAGUUCCGUUAUUGUUUUUAUUUGGGUCGGUAUUUUUGCACAGGGUGUCAUGUAAAUAAAACUUCCAUCAUACCGGGUCGGAUAAUCGAAAAAUGGGAUUUUUCGAAGUAUCCGGUGUCGUGUUUUUCAUUCAAUCUUCUUGAAAAAAUGCUAUUCGAUCCACUGUUCAACAUAACCGACUUGAAUAGCGUUUUGUAUAAGCGCGCCCGAGGCCUAGACAAAGUUCGAAUGUACCGGAUGCAAUUGCAUUACAUUAAAGACUUCAUAUUCUUAUGCAGAUAUGCUGACAGAUUAAAAGAGUUAUUGGAAAUUAUAGACGCCCAUAUAAUACUUAAACCGGACUUGUAUUCAAUCCAAAAUUUGGUGGAUGUCAAAAAUGGAGAGCUCGGUAAAAAGUUACAAAACUUAAUUGUUACCUGUAAUAAACACAUUAUAAAUUGUCAGUUGUGCCAAGCAAGAGGGUUUGUUUGUGAAAUAUGCAACAACAAUAAAAUACUUUUUCCUUGGGACUUCAGAUUCGUUACGAGAUGUGUGGACUGUGGGUCAUGUUACCACAAGAAGUGUUAUGAUUCAAGAAAAGUACCAAUGUGCCCCCGGUGCCCUAGAAUCAUGGCUAUGUUUAAAAGAACAGAAAGUCAAAAUGAUCAGAAUACAGUUGUAUUGUCCUGAACGGUAGCAGUAAAUUGGUUUAUACCAUAAUCAGCUAAAUGUAUUAACUGUAAUUUUUCUGAUUCUCUUAUUUAUUUUAUUACUACCUUAUUAGUAUUUUUUGCUCUCAUAAUUAUUUAUUACAUUGUAGGUUGUAGAACAUACAAAAACAUGAUAACAAUGGUAAUUAUUUAUUAUUUUUUGUCUUUCAUUAUAGCAUCUUGAUUACAUAUUCUUUGGGUGAAUUUGAUACAAUUUUAGAAAAUAUAAAUAAAUAUUAAUUAAUUUAAAUUAAAAUAUUAUUGUUUUUAUACAUUUUUAAAAUGUUCAAACAUAACCCAUUAAUAAUAUACUAAACAGAUAUCACCCUAUUUGGGAAACGGUCCAAUACGCGAUCUACACUUUGAUUUUUGGUCCAACGACUUACAUCAUAAAUGUAAAAUAAAAAUUAAUGUAACCAACCUGUAAAUUAGUUUAUAAUUUUUUCAUUACACUUCUUAAUGUUGUUUACAACUAUAUUUCAGUCAGUUGUUGUGAAAUGUAUUUUGGCCAAAAGUUAUUGUUACAUCAAUAAUGGUUCUGGGAUUUUAACAUGAUCUUCAUCACAUUUUUUUUUUUUAAAUUUUUUUUUACUGUUUCAUUUUAAUUUGAAUUUUCAUGAUUGAAAAUAUAUAUUGUUUUUAUAGCUGAUGGUCCCCACAUUGUAAUGACCACAGUUAUACUUCCUUUUACCUAGAAAAAAAGAUUCGUCAAUUUUGACUAGUGGCGCCAAACCUGUACAUGAAUUGAAGCGAUCGCUUCAUAUAAUAAAGAGGUGGGAGGUUUUAUUUGUAUAUGUAUUUUUUUUUACAUUACAUAAUACCUAUACUAAAUAAUUAAAUAAAUAAUUAAAGUUCUUAGUUAUAGAGGUAGACAAUAUAUUAUUUUCUGAUCAAUUUACCAAAACGUUUUGAUUUUGCUUUUCUUAAAUUUAUUUGAAUGGGUGCCACUGAUUUUGACAGUACAAUAGAAUUAAUUUUGAAAAAAAAUAUCUUAUCUAAGAUUAUACCAAUCAACGAUGGUGUUUUUGAUUCUAUCACUCCAAUUUACAGCUUAAUUUAAUGGAACAAAAUAUCGACUAACAUUUGUUUCUAUAAAAGAAACCCAUAGAUUAGGAAUGGGCAACUGGUGGCCCGCGUACCAUUUAUAUCUGACCUAUAUUACAUUUAAAAUUACUUAAUAAAAAUAUAAAAUGUUAGCAUUUUUUAGUACCUAUUUUAUUUAAUUU